CUGCCUCCCCUGCCUAUAUAAUCCCCAAAUCCCCUCCUCCCUUCCCCUGGCCUCCAUCGGUAUAUAAGCCCCAGAUUUCGAAUUCCUCUCUGCGGCUGCGCUUUGCUCCUCCCCUCAAUCCUCCUCUCCGCUCUCGCUCUCAGUCUCAGAUCAGGAGGGAGGGGAUCGAUAUUCGAUCAUCGAUGGCCACCUUCGAGCUGUACCGGAGGUCCACCAUCGGUAUGUGCCUCACCGACACGCUGGACGACAUGGUCUCCAGUGGGGCGCUCAGCCCCGAGCUCGCCAUCCAAGUCCUCGUGCAGUUUGACAAGUCCAUGACUAGCGCUUUGGAGCAUCAGGUGAAGAGCAAGGUUACUGUCAAGGGCCAUCUGCACACCUACAGGUUCUGCGACAAUGUGUGGACUUUCAUCCUAACAGAUGCAAUUUUCAAGAACGAAGAGAUUACAGAGACAAUAAACAAGGUGAAGAUCGUGGCCUGCGAUUCCAAAUUGCUGGAGACUAAAGAAGAGUAAUUUGCGGAAGAGCCCAUCCUGCUUCUCUUGAUGCUGCAGACCUGGCGCACCUGAAAUAUAAUCUUGCAUCUGUUUUCCUGGCUCGUAUCAUGAAUCUGAACAGUUUCCAUGGUAGGAGUACUAGAGUAUCAUGUUCAUAGUUUCUGUCUGCCAUCCGCAUCACUCAUGGAUCGAUUUCUCUCUUCUCUGUUGAGUGAUGGACCGAUUUCUCUCCUCUGUUGAUAAUGAAGAGUGUGAUGUGUGACAUGAGUGUGCUCUGUACCUAAUCAUGCUCUCGCCGAAGGCAGACCUAACAUUUGAAUUCUAAAUCUUUGAACAGGAUGUUCAGAUUACCUUGUUCA
Oryza sativa Japonica Group (Japanese rice) is the source of this 853-nucleotide messenger RNA. RefSeq names its product transcription initiation factor IIA subunit 2. Gene Ontology annotation, biological process: transcription initiation at RNA polymerase II promoter; RNA polymerase II preinitiation complex assembly. NCBI's taxonomy places the organism in Eukaryota, Viridiplantae, Streptophyta, Magnoliopsida, Poales, Poaceae. The record is from RefSeq and is a predicted model, not a curated record. Gene Ontology annotation, molecular function: RNA polymerase II general transcription initiation factor activity; TBP-class protein binding. Gene Ontology annotation, cellular component: transcription factor TFIIA complex.